ACUGUCGCCACCACCAGCGAGGGUCCAUUGCGAGCCGCGGCAGUCCAAGAGCAAGCUCCACCACCCGCGAAUGCCGCCGCGAUUGAAGUGACGUCCUCCGCCUCCUCUUCGGUAGCUAAUCCUCAUCACCUCGGCCAUAGGAAGAAGAAAAGAAGAAAGUUGAGAGAAAAUUUCAUUGAAAAUGCAACGCAACGAGAAAUAAGAGCCUGCUGCAGCGAGAAAGAAGCUUUUCGCAUGAGGGAAGCUCGCGCAAGUGCCUACUACUCCUCGCACGGAUCACCCCCUUGUACGCUACGUCGAAGCCGAGCCUCGGCGUGAUCGAUUUAUUGCGAACCACGAAAUCCCGUCUCUGAGCACGAGCGAUGGCGUACUUCCGAGGGUUCUUCAUACCCUCGCUGAGCGCGACGAUGAACGUCGCCUGGGAGACGAUAAAGGCCAAGUGGCCUGAGAACAGCCCGUGUAUGGAGCUGAUCCGAGGUCCAGGUCCAGGCGCGAGACCACCGCCUGGAGCCGGUUACGACCAGCAGGGCGAGUAUCGCGAAGGUGCCGACGGCGCCGAGAUGGCCGAGCUCAAUGUCGACGCCGGCGGAUCGUACAACGGCGAUCAGAGGCACGUUACCAUGGCCGAGGACUCGUUCAGCUACCAGAGGAGCGGGGACAAAGUAAGAACUGGAAGUGUAAGUAGCGGCUUCAGUGAAUUCGACGAAGGUGGUGGUGAGUUUGGCUCGGGAGUUAAGAUCAACGAGUGGCAGGCCGCGUGGAACGUCACCAAUGCCAUCCAGGGCAUGUUCAUCGUGUCGCUGCCGUUCGCGGUGCUGCGGGGAGGCUACUGGGCGAUCGCCGCGAUGAUCGGCGUCGCGCACAUCUGCUGCUACACCGGCAAGAUCCUGGUCGAGUGCCUGUACGAGCUGGACCCGGCGACGGGCCAGAGGGUUCGCGUGCGCGACUCCUACGUCUCGAUCGCCAAGGAGUGCUUCGGACCGAGGGUCGGCGCGAGGGUCGUCAACAUCGCCCAGAUAAUCGAGCUGCUCAUGACCUGCAUACUCUACGUCGUCGUCUGCGGCGACCUCAUGAUCGGCACCUUUCCCGAGGGCGCCAUCGACACUCGCAGCUGGAUGAUGCUGAUCGGCAUAUUCCUGAUACCGCUGGGCUUCUUGAAAUCCCUGCACCACGUGUCGGUGCUGAGCUUCUGGUGCACGAUGGCUCACCUGUUCAUAAACGCGAUCAUAAUCGGCUACUGCAUCCUGGAGAUCGGCGACUGGGGCUGGUCGAAGGUCAAGUGGAGUCUCGAUAUGAAGACAUUUCCGAUCUCCCUUGGCGUCAUCGUCUUCAGCUACACGUCGCAGAUCUUCCUGCCUACCCUCGAGGGCAACCUCAUAGAUCGCAGCAAGUUCGACUGGAUGCUCAACUGGAGCCACAUCGCCGCCGCGGCUUUCAAGUCGAUAUUCGGCUGGGUCUGCUUCCUCACCUUCCAGAACGACACGCAGCAGGUGAUAACGAACAACCUGCACUCGGCGGGCUUCAAGGGCCUGGUCAAUUUCUGCCUGGUGGUAAAAGCGGUGCUCUCGUAUCCGCUGCCGUACUACGCGGCUUGCGAGUUGCUGGAACGAGCCCUCUUCCGUGGCAAGCCGAAGACGCUCUUCCCGACGAUCUGGACCCUCGAUCGCGAGCUCAAGGUCUGGGGCCUGGCCUGGCGCGUCGGCGUCAUCCUCUUCACCAUCCUCAUGGCUAUCUUCAUACCGCACUUCAGCAUCCUCAUGGGCUUCAUCGGCUCGUUCACCGGCACCAUGCUCUCCUUCAUCUGGCCCUGCUACUUCCAUCUCAAGCUCAAGCGCAACUCCAUGGAGACGAGCCAGGUCGCUUACGACUGUUUCGUCAUCUUCCUCGGCGUCCUCUUCGGCAUCAUCGGCGUCUACGACUCCGGCAAGGAGCUCAUCAGGGCCUUCGAGAUCGGUCUGCCGUUUUAGGCAGAUCGGCACCCCCCUCCUCGCGCCCUUCCUUUCUUCCCUCCCGUGCCACCGCUUGCGUUUUUUCUUUCACAAUAUACGAGCGCGCGAUUUCGCUUGGCUGCGUGUAUUUCUGCGUAUGCUUGAUGCUGCUCGCGAGCUCUCGUUCUAUGGUGAACCGAGAACUUCCUUGCUAUAGAGAAACGAACAUACAAGUCAAUAACGCUGUAACUAUUUGUAAAACGACGCUCGUGAAAAUCGACUCGUCGCUUGUCGCCAUACGCUCUGAGUCGCUAUCGCAUACGAGGGUGCAAGAACGACUAUAUGAGAUGACAAUAAUUGCAUGGUGAUAGAGGUAUAUGAAUGGUGAUGAUUAUCCAACGUCUUCCACAUAAAUGGUGAUGAUUAUCCAACGUCUUCCAGUGUCUAUUGACACACUCGUACGUUACUAUAUAUAUAUAUAUAUAUAUACAAAUGAACGUAGAUGUAAGUUAAUCUUAGAGAUAAUGUUUUUGAGCAAGUUUAUUCGCGUGUGGCAGUAUUCGAUAGCGAUUCAGAAAGGUGAAAAGCAACCAUAGCUUGACGAGAAUCUGAGCCAAUGAAGCAAAUUGAAAAAAAAUUGAAGCCUGAUGUCAAUUCGAAGUUACAAAGUCUCUCGUUGUGUAGAAGCGAGACACUUAUUCGAUUUUUAAACUUUCAGCCAAGCGAAAGUUUGCGCGCUAUAUUUCGUCGUCUGCAGUGCGAAUACGACUAAUAAUCGAGGGCGAGUCUGUUAUCCCUUCGUUUUAGACUAUAGAGCUAAAUAUAUACAUACA
Messenger RNA from Nasonia vitripennis (jewel wasp), 2761 nucleotides. It is a transcript of the gene VGAT, whose product is annotated as vesicular inhibitory amino acid transporter. Gene Ontology annotation, biological process: amino acid transmembrane transport. Lineage: Eukaryota; Metazoa; Arthropoda; Insecta; Hymenoptera; Pteromalidae. The transcript has 6 exons. Gene Ontology annotation, cellular component: vacuolar membrane. Gene Ontology annotation, molecular function: amino acid transmembrane transporter activity. The record is from RefSeq and is a predicted model, not a curated record. The coding region runs from base 363 to 1967 and encodes 534 amino acids.